This is a messenger RNA of Morone saxatilis (striped sea-bass), 2207 nucleotides long. Its product is annotated as rho GTPase-activating protein 23-like. Gene Ontology annotation, molecular function: protein binding. NCBI's taxonomy places the organism in Eukaryota, Metazoa, Chordata, Actinopteri, Moronidae. The record is from RefSeq and is a predicted model, not a curated record.
GGGACAGACUGGUGAAAGUGAAUGGGGAAAGCAUUCUGGGGAAAACCUACUCUCAAGUGAUCGCACUUAUUCAAAACAGUGAAAAUAUUCUGGAGCUCUCUAUUAUGCCAAAAGAUGAGGAUGUGUUGCAGUUGGUAAGUGCGUACUCCCAGGAUGCCUACCUGAAAGGCAAUGAGCCAUAUUCAGGCGAGGCCCAGAACCUACCUGAGCCACCGCCUCUCUGUUACCCUUCCACCAAGCCCAUCUCUGCUGCCCCGCAGCCCAGCCACAACCUUCACAGUCCGCUGGACAACUGGCAGUGCCGACCCAGUCCCACUGCCUCUCCACUGGACAACCGCCCCCCUGCUACUUCUACCCCCACCUCAGGCUGGCCUGGGGGUCCUGAGGAUUCUAGUGGCCACCUUCCUCCGUUGGGGCGACACCGUGGCCGCUCAUCUUCGGCCGUCAAUGCGCUGGACUUUCACUUCGCUAACCACAAUGCUGCCAUCGCCUCUGCAACUCUGCCUCCGCCACGGAAGAGCAGCCUGCCAGCCUCUGCCCGCUCUCAUGCCGAUGCUCUCUGCCACCAGGCUCUGUCGGACUGGUACUACAGCCAGGCUGAGGCCGCCGAGCGCAUGUCCCCUCGCCACCGUAGUAUAUCUCAGGAUCGUUUAGCAGAGCUGGGGUUAGGGUUGGCACUCGGCCCCGGACCUACAUCUGCUUCCACAAACUCUGCGGAGCAUCGCAGAAGAGAAACACUCCUGUACCACCACCAGGCAGCUGCUGCCUCCCAUGAUUCCUAUUGGCUAGGGAGCUGGGGUGGUGUAUCGGGACCAGGAAGCAGGUCGUGCUCAGAAAGCCUGCUAGCAGCCUACGCCGAGUACGAGCACAACUACGGGCGUUCUGUGGAAACACUGGCACAAGCUUCUGCACUGGUCUCACCACGCUCCUCACAAGGCUCCCAAACCACAAAGUUCAGUGAGCAGAAAGUCUCAGCAGGACAUCAGCACCAAACCACAGUGACAUCCCCCAUCACAGCCUCCGCCACAGUGCCUCCUAGUGGCAGGCAGUCAGGUCAGCAGGUAGCUGAACCCCAAACGAGGCGAGUGAAAGAAGAAGAGCUGGUGGGCUACAAAAGCUACAGCCCCUCUUUCUGCCGCAAAGCAGGCCACCUCCUCCAGCAGGCCCACUCCUUCAGAGAGCCCAGCUACAGCGGCCCUCACCUCAUCUGGAGCCCCAGCAACAGAAGCAGCCCUGCUGACAGUGAGGGGGGGAUGGUACCCAGGCCCCAGUCUACCCCCGCCCUGUCUGCAUCAGAGGAGGAGAGAGUCCUCCUGGGUGAGGACAGGGAGGUCAUCUCCCCCAUUUCCCUCAAUCAAGAGGUGGUCCUGAGGCAGAAGCCGCCCUCUGGCCGCCGAACCCCUGUUCAGGUCCUUCGACAUCCCCACUACGCCACACCUGUGGACUCACCCGAGCCCCCUGGUUUGACACCUACACCUGGAACCCCAUCUCCUGUCUCUGGGGGACCUGGCCCAAACCGCAGGGCUAAUGGUAGCCUGGCCCAGCAUGCAUUCAACUCCCUGUCCUCUAUUCCCUUCAUAGGUUAGUGACCUUUUCUCUGUAGCAACUGACUUAAUACACUAUAACAAAACUUACCUCAAAAACUUACCUAAAAAAUGUAACAUCAUUUUACAUGAAUUAGUGUUGUAAAAUUCGAAACAUCUCUCUGAAGAUGAGAUUACACUACUCGGUUUAAUAAUAGACCACUUUUCUGACAUUUUCAGUCAUUAACAGGCACAUUUUUGUAUAUUUAGAACAAUUAUGUUGUCUGUUGCUACAGAGCUCUUCAAUAUCUCACUUAUGUGAGGCCUUGGUAGUGCACCUUCUCUUUCUGUGUGUUUCUAUCCUUUUCAAAAAUUUGUGUGUGUUUAUACCUGUCUGCGUGUGUCAUAUACAUGCCAACAUAAUGCUUGUACCCUCACUAAACUUAGUUUUCUGUACGUGUUUGUUUGUUUGUUUGUUUGAUGGUUACUGAAUGUUUAAUGUUCUAGUAUGCAUUUGAAGCUUUGCCUGUCCAGUGUUUGUAUUUUAAAUAAGCAAAAUUAGAUGGAGUUUUAGUUCUGGAGACAUUUCUACACAAAUAGAUGCUUUGGGGUCAGAAAUAAUCUUACAGGUUCAGUUAAAACUGUAGUAAAAAAUAACUAAUAUUUGCUGACAUUUUCACUAUA